UCUGCCCCUCGCUGCGGCGUCACUUCCGGCCGGCGGCACAAUGGCGGCGCAGGGCCUGUCCAAGGCCGAGUACCUGCGGCGGUACCUGAGCGGGCCGCCCGCCGCCGAGGCCGCCCAGCCCCGCCGCCGGCGCAAGAAGAAGCCUCCGGGCGCUGCCGGGAGGACCGGGAUGCGGAUUGUGGAUGAUGAUGUCAGCUGGAGUAGCAUCGCUGCUGUCCAGGAGAAGGAGGAGGAGGAGGAUGAAGCAGACAUGCCUGUGGUGGCAGAGUUCAUUGAUGAGCGUCCUGACGAGGUGAAGCUGAUGGAGGAGUUCCGGACGAACGCUAAGUGGAAGCUUCUGGGAGACCAGAACGAGGACUCCCAGAGCUCAGAUGUUUCAGUGCCUGCCAAAGCCACCGUGAGGCGCCAGCGCCACGACUCCCCGGACCUGUCCCCCCCCAGGAGGCAGCGCCACGACUCCCCGGACCUGUCCCCCCCUAGGCAGGAUGGAAACCACUCUGCCAAGCCCCUGCCUGCCAGGCGCCAGCGCCACGACUCCCCGGACCUGUCCCCCCCCAGGAGGCAGCGCCACGACUCCCCGGACCUGUCCCCCCCUAGGCGCCAGCGCCACGACUCCCCGGACCUGUCCCCACCAAGAAGGCAGCGCCAUGACUCUCCAGACUUGUCACCUCCUAGGAGGAAGCGCCAGCGCCACGACUCUCCAGACUUGUCCCCCCCCAGGAGGAAGCGCCACGACUCCCCGGAUCUGUGCCCUCCCAGGCGCCAGCGCCACGAUUCCCCAGACCUGUCCCCCCCCAGAAGGAAGCACAAUGGCUCUCUGGACCUCUCUCCCCCGAGACGGAAGCGCCAGGACUCCCCUGACCUGUCCCCUCCUAGGAGGCAGCGCCACGACUCCCCUGACCUGUCCCCUCCCAGGCGAGGUGGAAGCAACUCUGCCAAGCCCCUGCCUGCCAGGCGCCAGCGCCAGGACUCCCCAGAGCUGUCCCCUCCUAGGAGGCAGCGCCAUGACUCUCCGGACCUGUCCCCUCCCAGGCGGGAUGGAAACCACUCUGCCAAGCCCCUGCCCUCCAGGCGCCAGCGCCACGACUCCCCGGAUCUGUCCCCCCCGAGACGGAAGCGCCAGGACUCCCCGGAGCUGUCCCCUCCUAGGAGGAAACGCCAUGACUCCCCAGAGCUGUCCCCACCAAGAAGGCAGCGCCAGGACUCCCCAGAGCUGUCCCCACCAAGAAGGCAGCGCCAUGACUCCCCUGACCUGUCCCCACCAAGAAGGCAGCGCCAUGACUCCCCUGACCUGUCCCCUCCUAGGAGGCAGCGCCAUGACUCCCCGCCCCGGCGCCAGCGCCACGACUCCCCGGAGGUCUCUCCCCCAAGGGUCAGCUCCGCAGGGGGGAGGAAGGGCGGCAGGAGCAGCGAGAAGCCGCAGCCUGGGGGCGGCCAGGGGGAGCAGCCCCGGCUCAGACGCGGUGCCUCGGCCAAGCCCUCCUCGCACCACAAGCGUGAGGCCACCCCGGACCUGUCCCCUCCCCGGAGGCCGAGGCGUGACCCUGACCCGGAGACGUCCCCACCCCGGAGGAGGAGGAGCAGGAGCAGGUCACCUGGGGUGAGACAGCAGAGCAGGACUAAAGGUGCUUCUCCAGCCACCAAGAAGCUGAGGCAUGACUCUGAGUCUCCACCCCCACGGAGGGGUGCACCCCGGGGGCUCAGCUCCCCCAAGCGUGGUGCACUCAAGAGGAGUCCCAGCAGGUCUCCAGACUCUGAUUUAUCUCCUCCACGACGGACCCUGCCUGCUGGGAAGGAGCAGCACAGGUCCAGGAGUCCCCAUGAGCCCUCUCCUCAUCAGCACCAUGACCCCAAGGCCUCUCCCAGGAAGCUCCAGGCUGGCCUGGUGACAGCUGAUGUGCUGAGGAGGGAGCAGCAGGAGCUCAGGAGGCAGGAGAGGAGUAACCAGCACCUGGAAGAGGAAUCCAGGCACUCCCAGACGGUGUUCCGGGACAAGUCCGGGCGCAGGAGGGACCUGGCGCAGGAGCAGCUGCAGCAGCGGCAGAGGGCGGCGGCGGAGGCGGAGCGGGACGCGCUCUAUGCCAAGUGGGGCAAAGGGUUGGCCCAGGACAGGCAGCAGCAGCAGAACGUGGAAGAUGCUAUCAAAGAGAUGCAGAAGCCCUUGGCCAGGUACAUCGAUGACCAGGACCUGGACCAGAUGCUGCGGGAGCAGGAGAGGGAAGGAGACCCCAUGGCUGACUUCAUCAAGAAGAGGAAGGCCAAGGAGAACAAGGAGAAGAAAGAGAAGCCAAGGUACAAGGGACCAGCACCACCCCUCAACAGGUUCAACAUCUGGCCUGGGCACCGCUGGGAUGGUGUGGACAGGUCCAACGGCUUCGAGCAGCAGCGCUUCGCCAGGAUGGCCAACAGGAAGGCAGUGCAGGAGCUGGCCUACAAGUGGAGUGUGGAGGACAUGUAGAGGAGCCAUGGGCUGCUGCUGGGGCAGGUACCCUGCUGCCAGAGCUGCCAGGAAGGGAUGGCUCUGCCUGGACCAAGCUCUACCCUUGGUGCUCAGCAUCCUUGUGGACCAUCUCCAAAGAGGCAAAGCUGAAUGGAGAGCAACCAGUGAGGAGCCAGAGGGGACAGUGGUGCUGCCUGGAGCAGGGCAGGGGCUGUGGUGUGAGGUGACCUCUGCUCUCUGUUCCCCUCUGAGGGGCUGCAGUUGCCUUUCUGGUUCCUUUCCUUGUGUUUGGCAAACUGCAGGAGCUCUCUCCUUGGCUGUUGUCCUCUGAGGGCACUUCAAGCCUUCAGCUGUCCUACAUCUCAGGUUUCUUCCUCGUGGUGAAAGUGCUGAGCUCCUGGUUCCUGGAGAAGUGAAGCACAUCCAGCCUGGUCCAGAGCUUCAGCUGUGCUUGAGCUGUUCCAGAGAGCAGCUGUGCCCCCAAACUGCUGUUUUUGUUGGGGGGUUUGGUGCUCCCCAGUUCAUCCUGUCACCAGCUUGCUGUGGAGUCAGUAAAGCUCAGCUGCUCCAGCUGGAAUGCUGCAUUUGACAGGAGAGGCUGGGGGCUUCCUGCCCUGGUUUUGUUCCCCCUGUUGCUCAGCUGGCAGUGCUGGGGCUGUUUGUACUCCUGUCAAUAACAGCUUGAGGGUUUUU
Molecule: messenger RNA, 3133 nt
Organism: Dryobates pubescens (Downy woodpecker)
Lineage: Eukaryota; Metazoa; Chordata; Aves; Piciformes; Picidae
Gene: BUD13
Product: BUD13 homolog
Exons: 13
Coding region: 41-2458 (805 amino acids)
Biological process (GO): mRNA splicing, via spliceosome
Cellular component (GO): RES complex; U2-type spliceosomal complex
Molecular function (GO): RNA binding
Source: RefSeq, a predicted model, not a curated record